GCUAAACACAUCAACAAUAGUUUAUGUUGCAUAAACUGCUCUACUGCAUACAUUUUAAGCAUCUUUUACGAACGAGGACAAAUAUAAUUGGUAGUGCAAAUAGAUUGAAAUCUCAACAUUACUUUUCUAUUUUAUUUUGUUCUUUCCUUCCUCCUUUAUCUUUCUUUAGCUGUUCUUCUUCUUUUUCUUUUUCUUUUGUUGUGACAACUACACCAACUGAUUAGUCCCUCCAUCUCCUAUUGUCUCCUUCAUAACACAAUCUACAAAAAAGUUGAAGCUGUCUCUUAGCAAAAAACAAAAAGUUGAAGCUGCCAUUUUUGACUUGAGGAAUCUUCAUUUUUCUUCCUCUACUUUGACUUCAAAUUCUUCUUCAUUCUAUAUUCUUUAACACCGUACCCUUUUCCAAAUCUUCAAGGUCUCUUUAUUCUUUUCCCGGGCUUUGGCUCUUGAAUGAUAUCAAACAAAGGCAGAUAUAUAUAUAUUGUGUGUGAGAGUGUUUAAGAGAGAGAGAAAGAGGUUAUGGCUAUAGACGUUUGUUGUUCAGAGGCUUCUGGUUCUGGAAUCAGUCCAAGAAUCUCAUUCUCCUACGAUCUAGACUCAACGGACGACGGUGAAGUCAGAUUAGACUCAACACUUCUAGAUUCAGGUUCGGAGUUCGAUUUUUGUUUUGGCUCAAGUUGUUCUGUUCAAGAAGUGUCUCCGGCUGAUGAACUCUUCUCCGAAGGCAAGAUUCUUCCCGUACAGAUCAAGAAAGAAGAAUCUUUACCCCAGACAGUAACAUUUCGGGUUCCAAGAUCAGCUUCUCUCUCAUCAUCAUCAUCUUCUUCCUCUUCCUCUUCUUCCUCAUCGAGAGCACCAGAAAAGAAGAUGAGACUUAAAGAGCUUCUAUUGAAUCCUGAAUCUGAUUUCGAAGACAAGCCAAGAGGAUUGUUCUUACAGUUCAAGAGAAGCAUAAGUCUUAACUACGACAAAAGCCGAAACAGCAAAGGGCUGAUCAGAUCGUUUCAUUUCCUCUCACGAAGCAACUCUACUCCAAACCCUAACCUUGACUUGCUUCCCAAGGAAACCCAUCACCCUCACAAGACUCACAAUCUACCUAAACACAAGCCUCCUUUAAGAAGAUCAUCUUCGCUCUCUUCUUCAUCAGUUCCUUUUUACUCGAAGAAGCCACUCGGAAGAAACAGUUUUGGAAACGGAAACGGUGGAGUUCGAGUCAGUCCGGUCCUGAAUUUCCCACCGCCGGCCUUUAUCUCAAACGUUGCCGACGGAUUUUUCAGCAUUGGAUCUCUCUGUAAUGGUAAGACAAACACAAAGACAAAAUUAUGAAAACAUCUUUUGUUUUUUUGUGGCCGGAGGGAAAAAAAAUUCAAACAGAAGAUGUCUACUUCUUUUUUUUUCUUACUGUUUGUAUAAUGAUGGAAUAUAAAUAUCGACAGCACAUGUGAAGAUUAGACAGCAUGUGGUUUUUGUCUGUAAUUUCAAAAACCAAAAAAAAAAAAACAAGAAUAAUUCACUAACUAGGCCGUAGCAGAAGAUCAAAGGAAUGCUUCGUUGAUUGGAUCUUUGUGAUAAGAUUAUAGCAGUUUGGAGUAGAGUUAUAGCAACCCCAAUGGUAAGGAUUUUUAAGGGUUAGUUACCAAAACAAUAUGUUUUAUUGGAUCUUAGUAUUAACAUGUGUAAAGAAAUUUACCAAAAAAAUAAGAUACGGUAUUUGUAAAGAAAAAUGGAUAGUUAUGAUGAUAAAUGA
Molecule: messenger RNA, 1747 nt
Organism: Arabidopsis thaliana (thale cress)
Lineage: Eukaryota; Viridiplantae; Streptophyta; Magnoliopsida; Brassicales; Brassicaceae
Product: membrane-associated kinase regulator
Exons: 1
Coding region: 520-1326 (268 amino acids)
Source: RefSeq, marked reviewed